Aphidius gifuensis is the source of this 1756-nucleotide messenger RNA. RefSeq names its product cytochrome P450 6A1-like. The transcript has 4 exons. Gene Ontology annotation, molecular function: iron ion binding; monooxygenase activity; heme binding. Lineage: Eukaryota; Metazoa; Arthropoda; Insecta; Hymenoptera; Braconidae. Bases 190 to 1683 code for a protein of 497 amino acids. The record is from RefSeq and is a predicted model, not a curated record.
UUAUUUACUUUUUAAAUAAAUUUUUUUCAAAUUUUUAAUUAUAUUUUUUCAAUCAAUACGUUUGCAUUUAGUGUUGAUUGAAUUUAGAAGACGGUAUAAUAUCUAGCCUGUUUUAUAAGUCUUAUUUAAUAAAGUUUAAAAAUUCUAAGAUUAUUUUUGUUUUAGUUGUUAAAUUACUUGGUACUAAUAAUGAUACUGGAAAUAAUUGCUGGUCUAUUUGUCUUGAUGCUAAUGAUUUACAAAUGGUCCAUCUCAAGUUUUACAUUUUGGAGUGAUCGUGGUGUAACAGGACCAGCACCAACACCACUAGUUGGAAAUAUUGGUGAUGUAAUACGUGGAAAACAAUCAAUUGGUGAUUGUUUAAAAAAAUAUUAUGAUGAUAAUAGUGAUUUACCAUAUGUUGGAUUAUUCUCUAGACGUGAACCAGUAUUAUUAAUAAGAAGUUUAGAUCUAAUUAAAGAUGUUCUUAUAAGUGAUUUUUCAAAAUUUUCUGAUAGAGCACUAAAAACAUAUGAAAAAGCUGAUCCAUUAUCACAAAAUUUAUUAGUACUUGAAACAAAACGAUGGCGUCCACUUAGACAUAAAUUAUCACCGGUGUUUACAUCUGGAAAAUUAAAAGAUAUGUUUUAUCUAUUAUUAAAUUGUGGUGAUAUGUUACAAAAACAUAUGGACAAUGUUAUUGAUAAAAAUAAUAUUAUUGAAGCACGUGAUUUAACAGCAAGAUAUACAACUGAUGUCAUUGGCACAUGUGUAUUUGGAUUAGAAAUUAAUGCAAUGAAUGAUGAUGAUAAUGAAUUUCGUAAAAUGGGAAAACAAAUAUUUAAGUUUACAUGGAAAAAAGUUUUUUUAUAUCAACUAAGAGAUUUUUUUCCAUCAGUUUAUGAAUUUUUAGCACCAAUUGUUAAAAGACAUAGUAUUACAAAUUUUUUUAUCAAAAUAAUGAAGGACACAAUGGCUUAUAGACGUGAAAAUAAAAUAUAUCGUCAUGAUUUUUUGGAUUAUCUUAUGGAAAUUAAAGAUAAUCCUGAAAAAUUGCCUGAGAUUAAAUUAACUGAUGAAUUGUUAGCAUCACAAUUAUUUAUAUUUUUUUUAGCUGGUUUUGAAACAUCAUCUUCAACGAUGACCAAUAUGCUUUAUGAACUUGCCCAGCAUCAUGAUUAUCAAGAUAAACUUAGAGAAGAAAUACGAGAUACUUUGUCUGCUAAUGAUGGAAAAUUAACAUAUGAUUCUGUAAAAAAUAUGAAAUUUUUAGACAUGUUAUUUAAAGAGACACUGAGAAAGUAUCCAAUAGGAACCAUGCUCAGUCGAAAAUCUACAUCUGAAUAUACAUUCUCUGGAACAAAUCUAACAAUUCCAAAAAAUACAUUAAUCUUUAUUGCAGUUCAAGGGAUUCAUUUCGAUCCGAAAUUUUAUAAAAAUCCAGAAAUAUUUAAUCCGUAUAAUUUUACUGAUAAAGCAAUAAAAUCAAGGCAUCCAAUGAGUUUUCAAGCUUUUGGAGAUGGUCCAAGGAAUUGCGUUGGUGCACGAUUUGCCUAUCAACAAUCAAAAGUUGGAAUCAUCAAAAUGCUAGAAAAAUAUUAUGUAGAUGUUUGUGAAAAAACAGAAAUUCCAUACAAGGUCAAUCCAAAAGGUUUUCUACUUGCUCCACUAAAUGGAAUUUAUCUUAAAUUUACAAAGAUUUAAAAAAUAAAUUAAAAACAAUUUUCCCUUUUCUUUUUUGUUGUCUAUGAAAUAAAUAUAAAAAAACAAUAUACAA